Quercus lobata is the source of this 1663-nucleotide messenger RNA. RefSeq names its product ROP-interactive CRIB motif-containing protein 7 (gene RIC7). Gene Ontology annotation, molecular function: protein binding. The transcript has a single exon. The coding region runs from base 186 to 1580 and encodes 464 amino acids. The record is from RefSeq and is a predicted model, not a curated record. Lineage: Eukaryota; Viridiplantae; Streptophyta; Magnoliopsida; Fagales; Fagaceae.
AUGUAUAAAUAAGGUGCUACAAAAACAUCAGAAUUCAGUACUACCUAGAGCCAGCCAAAACAAUACCAAUUCCAAGUCUCACUCAUUACUCAGUACUACACUCUUUCAAAAUCUCCACAACCCAACCACUCCCUCUCAUUCUCUCUCUCUCUCUCUCAAGCCCCAAAAAACCCUUUACAGCUCCAAUGGCUCUGUUCCAUUCAUUUUCCUGUUUCAUCAUCGUCUUCCUCUCAACCCUUAUGUCUCUUCUUGUUAUUUCAUACCAGCAACCAUUGCUAGACCCAGCCGAGCAAGACGCUGUGUACCAUGUCCUUGACUCCAUCAACCCCACCAUUCCUUGGCGCUCACUCUACCCCGACGACCUCUGCUCCUCCGCCCCACACGGCGUCGCUUGCGACUACUUCACCUCCGAUUCCGAUUCCGAAACCGAUACAACAGUAACAGUCCACGUCACACAGCUCAGUUUCGGAUACGUUUCGGACUACACUCCAAACCCACCUUGCUCCUCAAACUCCACACUCAGUCCUCUACUCUUCACCUCCUUCGGCUACCUCCGCAAGCUCUUCUUCUACAAUUGCUUCAACGACACGAAACGCGUUUCGCUCUUCUCCAACGUUUCGCCGAGUUUCAUGUCCACUCUCGAAGAGUUGGUGUUCAUAGACAACCCAUCUUUUGUUGCACCUCUCAGUGGCAUUUUCCGUAAUUACACCAACCUGAGAAGGGCAGUUCUGACCGGGAAUGGAAUCUUCGGAGAAAUCCCAGAUUGGGUUGGCGAUUUGGUCAAUCUUGAAGAACUCACACUUUCAAGAAACCAGCUUAAUGGCGGGGUUACCUUAAAUUUUCCGAAGAAGCUCAAGGUUCUUGAUUUGAGUCAUAAUCAUUUUGACGGAUAUGUCCCUGAAUCUUUGGGUAAUCUCACUGAGCUUCUGAAGCUGGAUUUGAGUUUCAAUGGGUUUUAUGGUAAAAUCCCAGAUGGCUUAAGUGGGUUACAGAGGUUGGAGUUUUUGGAUUUGAGUUUUAACCGUUUUGGCAAUUUUGGGGUUCCAUUGUUUUUAGCGGGGAUGCCAAAAUUGAAGGAAGUGUAUUUGAGUGGGAAUUUACUAGAAGGGCAGAUUCCGGAAAUAUGGGAAAAGCUGGGGGGUAUUUUGGGAAUAGGGUUGUCAAAUCUGGGACUUGUUGGGAAUAUUCCAGUUUCAAUGGGGGUGCAUUUGAGAAACUUGAGCUACCUGGGUCUUGACAACAACAAGCUUGAAGGGACUGUGCCUGUGGAAUUUGGGCUUUUGAAGUUUGUGAAUGAAAUCAAUUUGGAGAACAACAGUUUGAGUGGCAGAGUCCCAUUUUCUGAAUUCAAAAUUGGUCAGAAGCUAAAGCUAGAGGGAAAUCCAGAGCUUUGUGGUGAUGAAGGAUAUGUUGGAUUGAAUUUGAAGGUGUGCAGCAACAAGCCAGUUACAGUUAUUCCUAACCCUGUUCUUUUCAAAGUGGCUAGUAGUUCUUCAUUGCAGGUUGUUCCUCACGUGUUUAUAAUAAUAUUUGUUGGGUUUUUCAGUUUUUUGUUUUUCUUUGUUGGAUUCUUAGGUUAGGGGGGAUUGUGUUAAAAGAAAAGACAACAGAUUAGGGCUGACAAAGUUUUAACAGGUUAAUAGUACUCUUACUAGAAAAAAAA